Molecule: messenger RNA, 372 nt
Organism: Striga hermonthica
Lineage: Eukaryota; Viridiplantae; Streptophyta; Magnoliopsida; Lamiales; Orobanchaceae
Source: the annotation of a GenBank genome assembly
AUGGAGGACGAGAGGAAGAGGAAGAGGAAGCAGUCGAACCGCGAAUCGGCACGCAGGUCUCGAAUGAGGAAGCAGCAACGGCUGGACGAGCUCAUGGGGCAGGUGAACCAACUGGAGGAGGAGAAUAAAAAGGUGAUGCAAAUGAUCGACAGUGCCUCUCAAUUGUACAUCGGUUUUGCAUCCGAGAACAAUGUGCUAAGGGCUCGGGCAGUCGAGCUUACCGAUCGCCUGAGAUCGCUUAAUUCCGUGAUUCAGAUCGCGUCUGAGGUGAGCGGCAUGGCGCUUGAUGUUCCGGAUGUCCCUUCUUCUGAUUCAGUGCUCGAGCCGUGGAAAUUGCCCUGCCCGAUGCAGGCGAUUCGCGAUCCUUGCUGA